Molecule: messenger RNA, 3006 nt
Organism: Peromyscus eremicus (cactus mouse)
Lineage: Eukaryota; Metazoa; Chordata; Mammalia; Rodentia; Cricetidae
Gene: Foxj2
Product: forkhead box J2
Exons: 12
Coding region: 1031-2773 (580 amino acids)
Biological process (GO): regulation of transcription by RNA polymerase II
Cellular component (GO): nucleus
Molecular function (GO): DNA-binding transcription factor activity, RNA polymerase II-specific; RNA polymerase II cis-regulatory region sequence-specific DNA binding
Source: RefSeq, a predicted model, not a curated record
GGGACUCUGCUGCCCAGGCCGGCCGGGCGCGAGCCGGAGUGCUUGGACCCCACCCUCGGGGCACCGGGCGCCGGGACCUGCUCCUGCUCCCGUGAGAAGGAGGACCCUCCGCACUCCCGGGACAGCCAGAAGAGAUCGCCGCAGGGCACGCGCUGUCCCUCCCACGCUGGCUCUGGAGGAGACCCCCAGAAGUCGGGAAGGGCAGUGGGACCUGAAGGACCCGGAGGGAGAUCGCCCCCACUCCUCAACGCACUCCAGACAGUUCGGGACUUUGGAGGCAGUGAGAAAGGGAGCCGUGCCCGUGGAGUCAGCACCCCGCAUCCCACCCCGUACUCACCGCGGAGAGGCGUCCUGACACGCACAAGCCAGGACCCUCCAGGGAACCGCCAGCAAUCCGUUCCAGUUUGCUGGAGAGUGGAAGACCUCUCGCCCCUCAACUUCCGUGCACCUAGACAGUGGACCCGGGCAGAGCCCCUCAGCUCAGAUCUCUAGCAGACAGAAAGAGCCCUCAGCCCCUGAAAGAUCCAGUUUGGGGGGGAGGGGGAUUCCCCCAAAGGGGAGGAGACAACUCCUGGUUGGGAGAGGCUCCUCCCCUCCUCCCUAGGGUAGCAGGCAGGGUGUGGGGGGUGUGCCACCUUCCCCAGGUAGGUCCUCCCUCUCCCCCUCCUCCUCCUUCGGCUCCUCUUCCUCGGGGGACUCAGUGCCCCGCUCCAGCUUGGGAGGCUCUGCCAGGCGCUGGAAGAGUCACAGAGGAUGAGACCCGUCACCCACCUGUGAAGAGGGGAAUCCCUGCAACCUCAAACUUCUGUACCAGGUGGUUUUCUCCGGUGGCGGCCGGGGGAAGCGUGGAGGCAGGGCAUGCCUUCGUCAGCUUAAUGGCCAGCAGAGGUCUUCCUUCCAGUCUGCUACACUGACAGUUUGCCUGUCAGUCUGUCCCCACCCACUCUCUCUAUCUUGGCUACCAGGAGGCCCUUCUGACAUCCCUGCUUCAGGCUGGAUAUCUGCCAUCCAAGGGGAAAUGUGAAUCCACAUGUCCCGAGAACCCAGAAGCACAAUGGCCUCCGACCUAGAGAGCAGCCUCACCUCCAUAGACUGGCUGCCCCAGCUGACUCUCCGAGCUAGUAUUGAGAAGCUUGGGAGCGCUUCUCAGGCUGGGCCUCCAGGGGGCAGCCGAAAGUGCUCCCCAGGCUCUCCCACGGAUCCUAACGCCACCCUCAGCAAAGAUGAGGCAGCCGUCCACCAAGACGGCAAGCCGAGGUACAGCUACGCCACCCUCAUCACCUACGCCAUCAACUCCUCUCCAGCCAAGAAGAUGACCCUCAGUGAGAUCUACCGCUGGAUCUGCGACAACUUCCCCUACUACAAGAACGCUGGCAUUGGCUGGAAGAAUUCCAUUCGACACAACCUUUCUCUUAACAAGUGCUUCCGGAAGGUGCCCAGACCUCGGGAUGACCCUGGGAAGGGCUCCUACUGGACAAUUGACACCUGCCCGGACAUUUCCCGGAAGAGAAGACACCCUCCAGAUGAUGACCUAUCCCAAGACUCCCCAGAACAGGAGGCCAGCAAAAGCCCCCGGGGAGGUGUUCCAGGGAGUGGAGAAACCUCGCUGCCUCAUGAGGGGAAUCCUCAGAUGUCACUACAGAGCCCUUCCUCCAUGGCCAGCUACAGCCAGGGCCCAGGGUCUGUGGAUGGCGGAGCAGUGGCAGCAGGCGCUCCAGGCCGAGAAAGCACAGAUGGUGCCCCUCCCCUCUACAACACCAACCACGACUUCAAAUUCUCCUACUCAGAGAUCAACUUUCAGGACCUAAGCUGGUCCUUCCGCAACCUCUACAAGUCCAUGCUGGAGAGGUCCUCCUCCUCCCAGCACGGGUUUUCCUCACUCCUGGGAGACAUGCAGCCUUCUAACAACUACUACAUGUACCAGCAGCCACCACCUCAGCAGCAGCAGCAGCAGCAACCGCAGCCGCAGCCGCCGCCACCCCAGCAGUCACAGCCACAGCAGCCCCAGGCACCCACUCAGGGCCCCUCCGCUGUAGGGGGUGCCCCUCCACUGCACACCCCAAGCCCUGAUGGUUGUACGACACCAGGGGGAAAACCGGCUGGAGCCGAAGGCUACGGACCCCCCGGUGUGAUGGCCAUGCAUCCUCCCCCACUGCAGCACGGAGGCUACCACCCUCAUCAGCACCAUGCCCACCCCCAUCCUGCCCAGCAGCCACCGCAGCAGCAGCAGCAGCAAGCGCAGAGCCAGGCGCCCAUCAACAGCUCUGGCUUUGCCUUUCCUCCAGACUGGUGCUCCAAUAUCGACUCCUUAAAGGAAAGCUUCAAAAUGGUGAACCGACUGAACUGGUCGAGCAUUGAGCAGUCCCAGUUCUCAGAGCUGAUGGAGAGUCUACGGCAGGCCGAGCAGAAGAACUGGACCCUCGACCAGCAUCACAUCGCCAACCUGUGUGACUCCCUCAACCACUUCCUCACCCAGACUGGUCACAUGCCCCCGCAAGGGGGCUCCCACCGACCACCUGCCCCUGCCCGCAUCACUGACUCCUGUGCCCUCACCAGUGGUAAAGCGGAGCCAUCCAUGAACCAAGUGAACUCUUAUGGGCAUCCACAAGCCUCCCAUCUCUACCCUGGCCCAGCACCUAUGUACCCAAUCUCCACCCAGGACACAACAGGAUACAGUCGCCCAGCACACCACAUGGUUCCGCGGCCGCCCGUCCCACCUCCUGGUGCCACUGAGGAGAUUGCUGACGACUUCGACUGGGACUUGAUCACUUAGUGAGUCAGAGUGGACGUCAGCCCAAGGCCUGCUGGUGGAGUCUCGCCGUGGCGGAAGAACGGUCCCCGCCCAUCCUCCCCAAACCUGUAUAUAGAUAUAUAGCUUCUGUCUGUUCUCUCUGUCAGAGAAGCCACCGCGAGAUGCUGCCGAAGAUAACCCCUUUCCUUCCUCAUUCUCCGGUUCCCUCCUAGUUCUUUUAUUAUUAUUCUAAUUAUAUUAUUGUUAUUAUUGGU